AUGAAAUAGGUUCCUAUUGUAUAUUUUUUUCAGAAUGAACCAAAAACAUAAUAUAUGUUCUUUUUUUAAGGAGAGGAAGUAUAAAAAUGAUAUAAUUUAUAUUUUAGCUUGUUGUUAAAAAUAUAUUAUAGUAAUUCCCUUUUAAAAUUACUAGUCACCAUAUUAGAUUUAAAAUAUUUGUUUAAGACAUUGAACCUAAAACGUAAUUGAUUAAAUUCAUUAUUAGACAUGCUUGGUUUGAUAUCUCUAAUCCAAAUGCUAAAGUGCCCGUUGUUAAUGAUACUGUUUAUGUUAAAAUAUUGACUCUCUAAGAUCUUUCAUAUAGCAGAAUAGCUAAAAAAAUGGUUGAAAGUGUACAUUAAGAAUAAAAAGUAGGAGAUUUAAGAGUCAUCAAAAACACUAUUCAAUCAUCACCAUAAACUCAAAAUAAUAAGGUAUAAUAAUAAUAAUCCAAUUAAUCACCAAAAUUGUAAUAGUAAUAAAAUUAAAAACAAACUCUACAACCUGUUACACAAUAAGGUGGUGAGAGAUAUAGCAAUAGAUAAUUGAGUAAUUAAUCUAAUGGGACUAGUCAAAGUGGUGAUCUUUUAGAAGCAUUUGAGAAAUUAGAUUUCAAACCAAAUACUCAUCAUACUUAAUCAUAACCAAUAAGUUAAGCAGAUUUAGAUAUAAACAAUUAAAAUAAUACUAAUUUUUAGAAUUUUAAUCAUUUUUAACCAACCAUUAUAUAAAAUGAUAAAGAUUCUUUUCAAUUUCCUAUAUUGAAUCCUUAAUCUGAAUCUAAUGAUAACUAAUUUACAUAAUUCUAACCUAAAUAACAAUAAUAAUAAUAAUAACCAAAAAAGGGAGGUAACCUAUUUGAAUUUGAUGUUCCUAUAGAAAAAUAACCUAAUCCUUAAAAUGAAUAAUCUCAAAGGAGAGAUGGAGAAGAUUUAUUUUAAUUUGAUGCUCCAAAUCAAUAAAAAUAAUAAUAAUAAUAGAUUGAUUAAUAUGAAGGGCUAACAGAUAAAUAAAUUGUUAAUCUUAGAGUAGAAUAAGCAGCAGAGGGUCUUCAGAAAAUUUGGUAGGAUGAAGCAGAUUAUAAUGUUUAGAGAUAACUGGCUAAAGAUGAAGUAGAACCAAAAAUAUUAAAAUGGGCUUUUAAAAAUGAUGUAAGAAAUAAUUUAAGAUUGUUACUUACUACAUUGAAUGAUGUUUUAUGGGAAGGAACAGGUUGGCAAUGUUCAAUAGGGGAUUUGAUGACUGAUGGAAAAGUUAAAGUAUUUAAUAUUUAUAAAUGUUAUAGUUAAAAUAUCGUUAAGCUUUAUUAAUUGUUCAUCCAGAUAAGCAUAACUAGACUCCUCCAUUAUAGAGAUAUAUUGCUGAAAGAGUAUUUUACGAACUUAAUUAAGCUUGGAAUGAUGAUAAAAAUAGAAGUUGAC
Molecule: messenger RNA, 1421 nt
Organism: Paramecium pentaurelia
Lineage: Eukaryota; Ciliophora; Oligohymenophorea; Peniculida; Parameciidae
Source: the annotation of a GenBank genome assembly